AAGCAAUUCAGAUGGCAGACACAACUUAAAGGCUUAGAGUGACUGUAAUGGUGUACUAAUUUCUUUACAUGAGUGACUUUUAUGAAGUAUGAAGUAUUAGAAGUAUUCAGGGAAGUAAAGAGUUUUCAGCACAAGAUACAGUAUGUGUGAUCUCAAUCAGAUGGCAUAAUCUGCGCUGUUCUUUUCACUGUAUAUCGACAAUGGAAUCAAGUGUGCCACUACAAGAUCAGAAUGCCAGAACACAGGUUCAAGCUGACAGUAAGCCGAAAAUAUUUCCACGAGACUCUGAGGGGACUCUACUGUAUGCGCGGCAAGGGCAGCGUCGUCCGCAAACAGCAUCUCUCUUCGGUAACCUUGCUCUGGUCCAUCAGCGGGUGAGGUUGGACAAUUUCCUGAGAAGAAGAUGCCAAACAAGAAAUUUACAGUUUAGAUGACCUGGUGCAUUUUAAACCAGCGUUUCAAACACAGUUUAAAAAAGCGUCACAGUUCUUGGAGUCUGUGGAAAGCCUUCGCCAUGAAAUAGCAUUGAAAAUGUGGGUAAUGGAACAGGGAUUUGAAGACACAUAUGUCACCAAACUUACCAGGCACAGUGUUGUUGGGCUCCGACAGCUUCAUGCCUUGAGCGACGAUGACAUGAUGCGCAUUGCGGCAGAUGAUAAAUCAUUGAAUGAGUACAAGAUGCUCCAGAAAUGUGUGAAAAAACUGAGGACAUAUGGCUCAGAUGUGAAUCAAGUUGAACAAGACUUCCUGGACCAUCACAAGUUUGGCUAUGUACCUGAUGCCCGUUCCCAUGUUUAUUCUGGCUGGACUGUCAUUGUUAUGGUGUUCUCUGGGCUGAUUGUGACCUUCGUUACAGUGUGGAUUAUGUUCAUUAACAGACUGCUCAGCACGGAAGGUCCACUACAAAGUCUCUCCACGCUCUCCAAGAAAUCGCUGUUCUACCUGAGCGGUCAGUAUGACAUCGUUCAGAACACCAAGGUCACGUGGAACUGGGAGGAGCCUGAGGUCGUCGGCAAGACUAUGACCUUUAGUGUCAGGUUCUUCCAUAAAAGCACCGCACCGUACCCAGUGUCAAACAAGGACAACAUUACUGUGGAGAUUAGCCAUGCAGGGUCAGAGGUCACCAAGACAAUGACCUUGGGAGGGGUCAACCAGGAAGAUGCAAAUCUGUUGAAAGUGUCCUUCACUGUGCAUAAAUCAGGAGAAUACACCAUCUGUGUCAUGAUUGGGGGACGGCAUAUCAAGGGCAGUCCCUUUACAAAGAAAUUUGAAGCAGGGCCUAUAGAUGCCUCCAAGACUGGUUUCAUGAACUACACGUCCACGGUUGUUUGCACGCCUGAGUCAUCCUACCCACUGACCAUUGAGGCUAGGGACUCUUAUGGGAAUAUUGCAGCAUAUAAACCUGGCCAGAACAACUACUUCAAGAUAAGAGUUGCUGAGUGUGGAACAAAUGAGAAAUAUUUUCCUCCAACACAGAUAUUCUACAACUCCAGGCAAAAGCAGCUAACUAUGCAAAUCAAAAUGGAGAGGGUGGGAUGCUACCAGGCGUCUGUCAGUUAUGGGGACAUAAAUCUGAAAAAUGGCGACUUCAACAUCCUUGUGUUAAGUUCUGAAGACCAUAGCUGUGUGGAGAAGAACAUGAACAAAUGCAACAACAUCUGGUACAAGGCAAGACUCAUAUCCUGCAACAAUGAAAAACUGGCAAAACCAAAAAAGGUCUACAUCUAUAUCACACCAAAGCAACUGAAGUUGAAGGAGUACUUUCUAAAGAUCAUUGGCAAACGGUUGUUUACGUACAGAGUUUGUCCUUCUACAAAGUUCAGCUUCAGUGGUUACAGCAACCAGUUAGCGAGUUAUGUAUUCACCAUAGAUGAUGGAGCCCAGGCCCCUGUGGUUUUAGCUGCCAAGGAUAGGAGCAUUAUAGCAGCAACAUUCACCAAAUUCCUUUUGAAAAAUAUAGGUGGCUCUGAAACAUUCCAAGACAAGCAGACGUUCUUCUAUCAUGAGGUUCGCAAUCUGCAUCUGAGGAAAUCUCACAGCACUACGCUGGUCAAAAUAGAACGAGCACGCCUUCUUCAAAGUUCUUACAAGGCUGUAAAAAGUUUUGACGUGUCAGACUGGUGCAAAAAUUUUGAAAUCUCAUUUGUAGGAGAGCAAGGUUUAGACUGGGGCGGCCUCAGGAGGGAAUGGUUUGAGACGGUGUGUUCACACUUGUUUGAUCCAGCCAUGUCCGGAUUGUUCAAGCGUCUUUCAGACGACAGUCAGGGGUUGGUUCACCCAAACCAGUCCAAGCAUACAGAAGAGGAUCUCAAAAUGUUUGAGUUUGCUGGGAAGGUGGUGGGGAAGUGUUUGUACGAGUCUGCCAGGGGCACAUCACUACGAUCGUCCUACAGGCAACUGGUGAAGGCACGGUUCUCACGGUCGUUUCUUGCUCAAUUGAUAGGUCUCAGAGUUCAUUACAAGUAUUUUGAGACUGAUGAUCCGGAGCUGUACAAGACCAAAAUCAAGUACAUAGAAGAGAACGACAUUGAAGGUAUGGAGCUGACAUUUUCUGAAGAGGAAUAUGUGGUCGGGACAAACGGCAAUCCAGGUUUUGUGAAGGUGAUAGACUUUGUUUUGAACGGCUCCAAGCAGGAGGUGACCAACGAGAACAAGCUGCAGUACCUUGACCACCUGGCCCAGUAUCGCCUUGCCAACGCCGUGCGGGACCAGAUUGACGCUUUCCUCAAGGGUCUCAAUGAACUCAUUCCUGACAACCUGCUCAGUAUCUUUGACGAGAAUGAACUGGAGUUGCUGAUGUGUGGCAUGAGGAAGUACAGUGUGGCGGACCUGAAAACCAAUCAUGUAAUCAAUGGAUCUACUCCCACAUUCCGUAGAGUGUUGGAGUGGUUCUGGACCAUCAUAGACGGGUUCAGUGAUGAGCAGAUGGCGCGUCUGCUGCAGUUCACCACGGGAUGCUCUCAGCUUCCACCGGGCGGGUUUGCAGAGCUUGUUCCAAAGUUCCAGAUAUCGCCAACAUACACAUACAAUACCCUGCCUACAGCCCAUACCUGUUUCAACAAUCUGUGUUUACCGGACUAUGACUGUAUAGAGCAAUUUCAUCGAUCACUAGUCAUCGCUAUAAACGAGGGCAACACAGGUUUUGGUCUUGUGUAAUUAAAAGAUUUAUUCAUUUGCAAUGAUAUCUAUUGAAUGGAGCCUCUGUUAAUUGUGAUAUAGAACAAUAUGAAUUAUUACAUUGUAUAUGUGCAUGCAUAUUGUACAAAUUAUUGUACACUUUGUGCUAAUUGAUAAUUGCAACAAUGUACUUUGAUUUAGCAUUUUUUGCUUAAUCCUCUACCACAUUUUCAGAUAGCAGUUGGAAUUUUUGCAAUACAAUUACAUUACACACUGGUAAAUGUAAAUAUCAAAAUGUUAUAGAUAUUGUUUGUUAACUUUUACUUUGUUGUAUAUGAAAGUAUACAUGUGAUGGCUCUUGAAAACAAAUAUCAUUAAGCAAACAAUUUUUGCUGGGUGCUAUUACAAUCAGAUUGUUGUCUAUGAUUUGCUCAUUUUUUUAAUUUUUCCUUUUGAGUUUCAGUUUAUUGUGAAGGCAAACUUUGCAUUUUGCCUUGCUUCACCAAUGCAUUCCUGUGUGCAAUAUUGUGUAUUGUUGAUUGUAAAACAAUCAUAAUUCCAUUUCUAAUUUAUAUAAUACUGUUUAUCUAAUGAUUUAUAAGCCCUGGGCUAACUUUGCUGUUCAUUUAAAAAUUUGAUAGCUUUCAGAGUGUUUACCAAUUUGCCUUUCAGGGUCCACACAUUUUAUUUAACCUUGACUAUUGAGGAAACAUGUUAAUUACCUUGCAGAAUGAUUAAGAACAUUCCUUAGAUAAAUAUUGUCUUGAUAUUAAAGUUAAAACCAAUCAAAUUUAAUUGAUGUUGUUACAUUUAUCAUAAGUCAAAAAUUUAAGUACAGAAGAAUGUGUGAUUGACAAUGUUCAAAGUAAUUAAAUCUAGCUUAUGUUUAUAUCAUGUCCAUUUAAUUAGUUUUUAUCCCCGCCAAAAAUAUUUUCGGAGGGGAUAUAGUAAAUGGUCCUGUCCGUCCAGCCGAAACUUUGUCCGGAGCAUAACUCCAAAUCUAUUCAAUAGAUUUACUUUAAACUUAGAAUAUAAACAGAUGGCAACUAGGAGAAGUGCAGUGACCAAGAACCAUAACUAUAUCUACCUUAUUUUUUAAUUAUCUCCCCUUUUAUAUAAUUUUAAAGUAAAUUUUUGUCCGGAGCAUUACUCUAAAUCUACUAAAGGGAUUUACUUGAAACUUGAAAUAUAAACAGAUGGCAAGUAGGAGAAGUGCAGUGACUAAGAACCAUAACUAUCUACCUUAGUGUUUGAAUUAUCUCCCUUUAUCUAAUUUCAAAGUAAUUUUUUUCCGGAGCAUCUCCCUUUAUUUGUUUUUACAAAUAUUAUUCUACUCUUUAAAACAAAUGUUGUCAUACAAGCAAACACAUUUUGGCUGGGAUUUGGCACUACUGUGACAAGCUCUUGUUCCAUCUUACGUUUACAAAUUAUUUAAACAUUUUGCACAGCCAGUGUAUUAUUUUAUUGAAUCAUCAUAUAUGAUGUUUUGUAUUAAAAAAUGUCCAAAAAAAUAAAAGCAUAGAAAGCUUAAUAAAUGUAUUCAGAUUCCUUUUGCUUUGCAUCAAAAUUGAUUAUUGAUAAAGUUUUAAUAUCAAAUCAAAAUCCAUUUUUCAGCUUGCUUUUUUAUAUUUUUUAACCUUUGUUACUUUUCAAAUUUAUUAUUCUACCUAAUCAAACUAUCAAGCAAGUCGAUGUAAUUCUUAAUCAAGGGAAAUUUUUUGCUGAGGUAAGAAUGACAUUUCAUGUUGACAGGUGUCAAAUGUUCAGUACCUUGUAUGUAUGACUUGAAUGUAUAGGGUUGGAGUUUGCAAUGGAUUUCAAACCACUUUUAUUAAAUUUCCCAAAUGAACUUGAUCCUUGUUUUUCUUUCAAUUUUUAUGAAAUAAUUCAAAUACCACAUUUUCACAGUAAUUAAAUGCAUAUGUAUGAAACUCUAAGAUGAAAAAGAGAAUUAAAGCAUUGUAAACAAAUACAUUAAGUUUUCCCAAACACUUUUACUGUACACUCGCCUCAUAGUAUUUUUCUAAGCCUUAUUUAAACUGUAUCAUGUGAGAUUUAAGAAAUGGUGAUGUCAAAUUGAAGGAAAGGCUUGUUUUCACUAGAUGUCAAAUAUAUUCCAUUAUCUUCAUGAAACGUGGUCAAAACAUUUGUCCUGAGGACAUCUUGUAAGAGUUUUGUGGGAUAAUUAGGCCCACAUUGACAACUUGGUCGAUAGGUCAAAUUAAAAACCAAGAGGCCCUAUAGGGCCUACCGUACAUGCUCAACUGAGACUUUUAGAAACUAGGUCUAAUGUGGAUAUUUUGGGAUGGUUAUGCAAUAAAUGUGGUUUUAUCUAGAUUGUUUGGUUUUAUCUAGAUUUCUUAUUUAUUUUGACACAGAUUGUAUAUGAUGUAAGACAGUUUUAGAACAAAUUUAAGUGUUUACUGUAAAGAACAGAUAAUGCUUUUGAUGGGGCCAAUUUUGACCCAGGGCAUGGUUUGAACAAACUUAGUAGGGCUCCAAUAAAAUAUGUUACACACUUAAUAUUAAAUCCCUGACUUUUGCAGUUUCUGUAAGAUUGGUAAUGUUAUUAAUUACAUUUGUCAAUACAUAAAUCAUUUAACCUCUUGGUCAAUACAUGAACUUAGAAAUCUAAUAAAGGACCAAUAGCAUAGGUUACACACCAAAUAUUAAACCCCUGACCUGUGUGGUUUCAGAAAAGAGUCUUGAAGUUGUCAUUUAUAAAUUCUUUUAUAGCUCUGGAGACCUGCAUAUGCAAGCGACCAGAAAACGUUGAUAAGUCCUCCUAGAAUCCUGUAGUUUCAUUUAAAUCGGCCCAGUGGUUCAGAAGUCUUUUAUCCGAAAAGUUAUUGGAUGCACUAAGAACUGACAUGAUAUCCAGAAAGCUCCUCAUGAGCACUAUGUUAACUCAGGUGAGCUAAUGAGGGAAGCAAGUGACAUGUAGGAUGGAUUUUUGAAAGCACCGAUAUGAUUUUAACUAACUAGAUACAAAACCAACCUCAUACAUUCUAUGCUAAUUAUCAAACUGUUGCAGUUUAAGAGAUCUUAUACAUAGAUUUUGGUUAAGUGAAUAACCCAUUUCAAGCAUUUGUAAUGUCCAAAUAUUCAAUAAUCAGCAAUAUUUAUGUAUAUAGAAUCAAAGACAUUCUACAUUAUUUUAUUGUUAAUAUGAUUGAUAUUGGUCUUAAAUGUUCUGAAAAUGUUUAAUAUGCCACCAAACUCUUAUAUAACUACAUGUAUCUGUUAAUUAAAAAGGCAAAUAAAGUUGUGUAAGUUG
Molecule: messenger RNA, 6394 nt
Organism: Dreissena polymorpha
Lineage: Eukaryota; Metazoa; Mollusca; Bivalvia; Myida; Dreissenidae
Product: apoptosis-resistant E3 ubiquitin protein ligase 1-like
Exons: 21
Coding region: 532-3156 (874 amino acids)
Biological process (GO): positive regulation of protein catabolic process; proteasome-mediated ubiquitin-dependent protein catabolic process; negative regulation of apoptotic process
Molecular function (GO): ubiquitin-protein transferase activity
Source: RefSeq, a predicted model, not a curated record